AUGUUUAUUUCAAAGACAAUAUCUAAUCCGACAAAAAAAUUAAAUAUAAAUAUUUCGUCAAAUUCUAAACAAACAACAUGUAAAUUAUUUGUUGGUAAUUUAGCUACACAUACAACAAGUACACAUCUUCAAUCAAUUUUUCAUACAUAUGGACAAAUUAUUGAAUGUGUUAAAGUACGUGAAAGAUAUGGUUUCGUUAGAUUUUCAACAAAUGAAGAAGCUCAACAAGCAUUAAAUGCUUGUAAUGGAUUACAAUUAAAUGGUUAUCCAAUGAUUGUUGAAUAUGCACAAAAUGAAAUUUUAAUUAGUCCAAAAUCACCACGUACAUCAUCAUGUCGAUAUCAUUCAAAAAAGAUACCGAUACCAAUAGCAAUUAAUACUACUAAUACUACUAAUAAUAGUAAUACUAAUACUAAUGAUGAUAUACCUUUAUUAACAGUUGAACCAAUAAAAUAUUCAACAUCAACAUUAAAUCCUGAUGCAUCAUCAUUUACAUUAGCUUGUUCAACAAGUGAUUAUCAUUCACAAUCAGAUCGACCAUCAAGUCGUGCAUCAUCGGAACGAUCGAAUUGUUUAUCACCAUCGAUACUUUCAGCAACAUUACCAUUAUCAUAUUCAGAUGAUGAUGAUGAAGAAGAUGAAAAUAAUUAUCGAAAAAAUAUUCAUGAUAAACAACAACCAUUAAAUAUUUUCAUUGGUGAUAAAAUUCUUAAAUUAUAUGGAUCAAAUGUUGAUGCUAAUAAUAAUCAAACGACAACAUCAUUUGAUGGUCGUGAUAUUGAUCCACGUGAUCCAAUAUUUAUAUGGAAUUUUGCCUUUUAUCCAGAUGUAUCAAUAAGUCCAUUUGUCAAACGUUCAGAUAUUAAAACAUUACUUGAACGUCGAGUUUCACUCUAUUCACAAUAA
Messenger RNA from Adineta steineri, 906 nucleotides. Lineage: Eukaryota; Metazoa; Rotifera; Eurotatoria; Adinetida; Adinetidae. The record is from the annotation of a GenBank genome assembly.